Pochonia chlamydosporia 170 is the source of this 501-nucleotide messenger RNA. RefSeq lists its product as hypothetical. The record is from RefSeq and is a predicted model, not a curated record. The transcript is spliced from 2 exons. The coding region runs from base 1 to 501 and encodes 166 amino acids. Lineage: Eukaryota; Fungi; Ascomycota; Sordariomycetes; Hypocreales; Clavicipitaceae.
AUGCUGUACCCCGCACUCCGCAUCCCCACACCGCAAGGCUUCGGACUAUUGCCGUUCUCAAUCUUCACCAGUGCUUCGUACGACACGACAGGAGACGCGGAAGAGCAGACGUCCUGGUACUUACAUGCAGAAAACGUAUUCACAGCAUCGAAGAGUGGCCCUGUCAUGGUCUGCAAUAUCAUUGUCGUGCUUACCGAGGGCAGUAGCGACGCCAAGGUCGACUGUGAUGAAAGGAAGAAGGCGAUGAGCCAAGCCACCAUCAUGACCUUGUCGUCCCAACCGGUUUUACGAACGAUUCCAUACCGGCAAACGGUGCGGGACCCCGACAAAGCAGGAUGUCAGCGCGAACGUCCCAGUGGUGACGGCGAAAACAGCAGGCCCACGGUCCGGGAUAUUGCUGUCCAUGCUCGAGGAGGUUCAUUUGACGGAGAUAAUGAUUCGAUUUCGCAGUGUUCCGGGAAGAAGCUUUCGGCCGCAGAGCCGGUAUUCCGAGGCGGUUAA